AAUUUUCCCGCUGUUUCGUUUAAAACACUAAAAUCAGAUAUUGUUUGCGCGCCCUCACAUAGCCGAUGCCGCUAUCCGCCGCCACAGCCGGCGGCUCACUGCCGCCCGCGCUAGAAGAGGAUCCAUCACCACAAGACGGCGACGGUUACGGCGUUGUUUCACUUGACGAGGAGGGAUUCCCGUCACAGAUCCCUUACAAAGACUCUCCACCAAACACCGCCGGCGAGCGAUCGGCGACAUCAGCAGGAAAGAGCAGCUUCGCCGCUGAUUUCUAUAGCUGCGGUGCCGAUUGGUCCUCGCUGUUGUCGCCGGAGGAUCGCAGACACAGCGGCGGUUUCGGUUCGGUUCAUUCGGCGAAGAAGUUGAAGCAGGCAAAUUUGUUUCAGGUUUGGGGAUUCAAACGAAACGGCGCCGCCGAAUCUGAUUCGGCUUCGUCUAUUGAAUCUUGCAAACCUAACCAAUGUGAUUCUUUUACCGAUGGAGGCGAAAGCGUUGGUUCUUCUGAGAGAAAGAUCGUGAAACCUGAGAAUUUGGGUUCGAUUUUGCGCGAUACGGGGAAAGAGUUCGAGAAAUCAAAAUCUUCUCAUAAGAGAAAGGAAAGCCAUGAAGGAGUUAGAGUGACGCGUACCUGUCCUUUUUAUAAGAAAAUUCCAGGGACAAGCUUCACUGUUGAUGCAUUCCGUUAUGGGUGUAUUGAAGGGUGCUCUGCAUACUUUCUUAGUCACUUCCAUUCCGAUCAUUAUGGCGGCCUUAGCAAGAAAUGGUCACAUGGCCCCAUUUAUUGCUCUCCUCUUACAGGAAGGCUUGUUCAAAUGUGUCUCUCGGUAAAUCCCUUGUACAUCCACCCUUUGGAAUUUAAUGUUGAAUAUGUGGUUUGUGGUGUCAAAGUGACUUUGUUGGAAGCUAAUCAUUGCCCUGGUGCAGCGUUGAUUCACUUUGGCCUCUCAAAUGGGCAAUGUUAUUUGCAUACCGGAGACUUUAGAGCUUGUAAACAAAUGCAAGCUUACCAAACUCUUGUAAAUCAACAUGUGAAUGUCCUUUACUUAGACACUACAUAUUGCAACCCAAAGUACAAUUUCCCUUCCAAGGAAGACGUACUCAAUUAUGUUGUCAAAGUUACAAAGAACCAACUUAAAGUGCAUCCCAAAACUUUGGUGGUUGUUGGAGCGUAUAGUAUUGGCAAAGAGUGUGUAUAUCUUGCAAUUUCUAAGGCUCUUGGGGUAAAAAUUUAUGCAACUGCUUCAAGAAGGAAAAUUUUGCUGGCUUUUGGUUGGUCUGAGCUUUCUGAUAGUCUGUGUAUUAAUGGAAAUAACACAUUUCUCCAUGUUCUUCCCAUGUCAUCUCUCAGAUUGGAGUUUUUAAAGGAUUACAUGAAGACCUACAAGGAAAAAUACACAGCAGUAUUGGCAUUUCGUCCAACAGGUUGGACUUUCAGCGAAAAGAUUCGCAAUGAUCUAGAACUAAUUAAACCUAUUUCCAAAGGAAAUAUCACAAUAUAUGGUGUUCCCUACAGUGAGCACUCCAGCUUCACAGAACUGCGAGGUUUUGUUCAGUUUUUGAGGCCUGAUAAAAUAGUUCCAACUGUGAAUGUCGGAAAUGCGGCUACUCGAGAAAAGAUGCAAUCUUACUUCCGAGACUGGUUGAAGGGUUAACGUCUUCUCUCCCUUCAAGAAAUUUGGGAUUGUAAUAAGAGAUACCCAUUUAAUGAAGAUGGAAUUCGCAGGGGGAAUUCGACAUCUAUUGCAAUCUGCAGAAGGCGAUACAUGGAUUCUUUUGGAAGGUUAGCCAUCACGAUAACAUGUUUGAUCUAAUUGCUGCAACACCUUUUGUUUGUCUGCUUGAAAGAAUAUGGUCCUGCAGGACUUAUAUGAUGAAAAUAUAGGAUGAAAUGUCAUGCCUUCUGAUAUUUGUCUUGUGCGAAGCACUUGCCCAUUUUAUUGAAGAAUCAUAGUUGCUACCUAGUUGGAGGUCACAACUUGAAUGCAGAUUCCCGCCAAGAUUCCUACUAUUUAUUGCAAUUUUUUAAUUUUAAUUUUAUUUUGUACAAGUAAUAUUAGUUAGGUACUUAGGUUCCAUAUGGCUUUGUUACAGCCACAAUAGCUAUUUCUUAUCAUCCUUAUCUAUCAAUGGACAACAUCUUUCAUGAUUGCAUCUUGCAAUCAACCUAUUCCUCUUAAUAUCC
Messenger RNA from Arachis stenosperma, 2182 nucleotides. Its product is annotated as DNA cross-link repair protein SNM1. Gene Ontology annotation, biological process: double-strand break repair via nonhomologous end joining; protection from non-homologous end joining at telomere; interstrand cross-link repair. Gene Ontology annotation, molecular function: 5'-3' DNA exonuclease activity; damaged DNA binding. The record is from RefSeq and is a predicted model, not a curated record. NCBI's taxonomy places the organism in Eukaryota, Viridiplantae, Streptophyta, Magnoliopsida, Fabales, Fabaceae. The transcript is spliced from 9 exons. The coding region runs from base 66 to 1652 and encodes 528 amino acids.